ACGCGCAUCUCCCUAUAGGAGUGCAGUCCGACCGGAUGAGUUACUCGGUGGACUCCGCGAUCGGGAGCCCCUUUCGGAGAGUCAUGGAUGGCAGGACGACCAACUACAGCUACAGCCGCUCCGGCGGGACCCCCUCCAGCGGAUACCGCUCCCAGUCUUGGUCCAGGGCUAGCCCGGGCUCCACGAUGACCACCUCCUACAAGAGGAGCGCGAACGUGCCCGUCUCCAGAGCCUACAGCUCCACGGUGCUCAGCUCCGCCGACAGCGUUGACUACAACCAGACCUCCCUCCUUAACGGAGACUACAAGCGCUCCAACGAGAAGGAGCAACUCCAAGGGCUGAACGACCGCUUCGCCGUUUACAUCGACAAGGUGCAUUACCUGGAGCAGCAGAACAAACAGAUCGAGGAUGAGAUCCAGACGCUGCGGCAGAAACAGGUGUCCCGCUCCCAGCUGGGUGACCUCUAUGACCAGGAGCUGCAGGAGCUCCGCGGCAUGCUGGAGCAGAUCCACCACGACAAGGCGCAGAUCCAGCUCGAUACCGACCACAUCGAGGAGGAUAUCCAGCGGUUGCGGGAGCGCCUCGACGAGGAGGCCCGCAUCCGCGAGGAGACGGAGGCCAUCAUCCGCGUCCUGAAGAAGGACAUGGGCGACUCGGAGCUGGUCAAGUCCGAGCUGGAGAAGAAAGUUCAGUCCCUGCAGGACGAGAUCGCCUUCAUCCGCAACAACCACGAGGAGGAGGUGAACGACCUGAUUGCCCAGGUGCAGGCGUCACAGAUCAGCAUGGAGAGGAAGGACUUCCAGAAAACAGACAUCACCGAGGCUCUCCGGGAGAUCCGCUCGGAGCUGGAGGGUCACUCCAACCAGAACCUGCAGCAGGUGGAGAACUGGUUCAUGUGCCGCUACGCGAAGCUGACGGAGGCUGCGGAGCAGAACAAGGACGCCAUAAAGUCUGCGCGGGACGAGAUCUCAGACUACCGCCGCCAGCUGCAGUCCAAGACGGUGGAGCUGGAGUCCGUCCGCGGCACCAGAGAAUCGCUGGAGAGACAGCUGAAUGACAUCGAGGACCGCCACAACGGCGACCUGGCCAGUCUGCAGGAAACCAUUCACCAGCUGGACAAUGAGCUCAAGAGCACCAAGUGGGAGAUGGCGCGUCAUCUGCGUGAGUACCAGGACCUGCUCAAUGUCAAGAUGGCCUUGGACAUUGAGAUUGCUGCAUACAGGAAACUCCUUGAGGGAGAGGAGACCCACUUCAGCACUUUUCCCUACCGCCAGGCUGUCACCUCCUCCAAGAUUUCCAAACCAAAAUUUGAAACUCCCAAGCUGAAGGUGCAGCACAAGUUUGUGGAGGAGAUCAUCGAGGAGACCCGGGUGGAGGAUGAAAAGACCGACAUGGAUGACGCCUUAGCCGAGAUCGCCCAGGAGCUGUCUGCCAAACUGGGAGAUGGAGGGGAUCAAGAAGAAGAUGAGGGAGAGGAGGCUGGAGAGGCAGAUGAGGUAGAGGCCGAAGGCGAAGAGGGAGGCGAGGUAGAGGAGGAAGCCGUAGAAGCCACUGAAGCAAAAGUUAGUGCCAGCGCACCUGUCGAGGAAGAGGAAGAGGGCGACGAAAAGGGGGGUGAUGAAGAUCAGGAGGAAGAGGGAGAAGGCGGCGAGGAGGGAGAAAAGGAUGAAGAAGGUGAGGACAAAGAGGGAGAAGAGGAAGGAGGAGAGGACGAGGAGGAAGUUGAGGAGACAGUUUUGUGCUCCAAAGCCCCAGAGUCAAAAGCCUCUCCCGACAAAGAGAAGGCAGGGGACAAGGAGGUCAGUGGAGGAGAAGAGGAGGCAGGUGACAAAGAGGAGGGAGGUGAUCAGGACGAAGAUGCAGGUAGUGACAAAGAAUCCAAAAGUGGAGACGAGAAGGGGGAUGAGGGAAAGGAGGAUGUCAGCAAGGGUAAACUGAUAGAAAGCCCAAAAGAGGAAAAGAAGGAGAAAGAUGAGGAAGCGGAGGACAAAUCAGAUAAAGACAAGGAAACUGUGGCCAAGACUGAGACACAGUCCCCGAAACUAGGAUCCCCCAAAUCUGAAUCUCCCAAACCCAGCUCCCCAAAAGCUGAGUCUCCCAAGACGGAGUCCCCAAAACUAGGAUCCCCCAAAGCUGAGUCUCCUAAGUCCGAGUCGCCAAAACCCAGCUCCCCAAAAGCUGAAUCUCCUAAGACAGAGUCCCCAAAAGUAGAAUCCCCCAAAGCUGAGUCCCCAAAGACCGAGUCUGCCAAAUCCGAGGCUCCGAAGGCUGAUUCUCUCAAGGGUGCAGAGGAGAAGCAGGAGAAGAGUGAUUCGACCGAGGAGAAAACGGUCGAGAAGAAGGACAUCGCCAUGAACGGGGACUUGGACAAGAGCGAGGAUGACAAGGCAAAGCAAGAGGAGACCAAGGAGGUAGACAUUAUCACCAAUGGCGUGGAUGAAAGCCCCGCCAAGGAGGAUCCCAGCCAGAAGGUGGUGAUCACCAAGACGGUGGAGACCAUCACCACUGGGGAAGAUGGGGCCAAGCACGUCACCAAGUCCGUCACUGUUACCGAAACCGUGAAGGAGGUGGACGAGGUGGUGCAGGAGAAGAUGGUGUCCUCCAAGAAGACGGAAAAGCACUCUACCCAGUCCAUCACGCAGGUGACAGAAACCGAGUGA
Messenger RNA from Lampris incognitus (smalleye Pacific opah), 2660 nucleotides. RefSeq names its product neurofilament medium chain a (gene nefma). Bases 36 to 2660 code for a protein of 874 amino acids. Gene Ontology annotation, biological process: neurofilament bundle assembly. The record is from RefSeq and is a predicted model, not a curated record. Gene Ontology annotation, molecular function: structural constituent of cytoskeleton. Lineage: Eukaryota; Metazoa; Chordata; Actinopteri; Lampriformes; Lampridae. Gene Ontology annotation, cellular component: intermediate filament; axon; postsynaptic intermediate filament cytoskeleton. The transcript is spliced from 5 exons.